GGCAGGCGAGGCCCAGGCCGACGGGGGCCGCCGCCCUCUCAGUCGCCACCGCCCGCGCCGCCGCAGCCAUGACGCUGGAGUCCAUGAUGGCCUGUUGCCUCAGCGACGAGGUGAAGGAGUCCAAGCGCAUCAACGCCGAGAUCGAAAAGCAGCUGCGGAGGGACAAGCGCGACGCCCGCCGGGAGCUGAAGCUCCUCUUGCUCGGUACAGGGGAGAGUGGGAAGAGCACAUUUAUUAAACAGAUGCGGAUAAUCCAUGGCUCAGGCUACUCAGAGGAGGACAAAAAGGGUUUCACCAAGCUGGUGUACCAGAACAUCUUCACUGCCAUGCAGUCAAUGAUCAGGGCCAUGGAGACCUUGAAGAUCCUGUAUAAAUAUGAACAGAACAAGGCUAAUGCACUGCUGAUCCGAGAAGUGGAUGUAGAAAAGGUUUCGACCUUUGAGCAGCCCUACGUAAGUGCAAUUAAGACAUUGUGGAAUGACCCGGGAAUCCAGGAGUGUUACGACCGGCGGCGGGAAUACCAGCUCUCUGACUCAGCAAAAUACUACCUUACAGACGUGGAUCGUAUUGCCUUGCAAGGGUACCUCCCCACCCAGCAGGAUGUAUUGCGAGUCAGAGUUCCAACCACUGGGAUCAUAGAGUACCCCUUUGACCUAGAGAACAUUAUCUUCAGAAUGGUGGAUGUCGGGGGUCAGAGAUCAGAACGGAGGAAAUGGAUCCACUGUUUUGAAAAUGUGACUUCCAUCAUGUUCUUAGUUGCUCUUAGUGAAUAUGACCAAGUUCUGGUGGAGUCUGAUAAUGAGAACCGGAUGGAGGAGAGCAAAGCCCUGUUCCGGACCAUCAUCACCUACCCCUGGUUCCAGAACUCGUCCGUCAUUCUUUUCCUCAAUAAAAAAGAUCUGUUGGAAGACAAGAUAAUGUACUCUCACCUGGUGGAUUAUUUUCCAGAGUUUGAUGGCCCCCAAAGAGACGCGCAGGCAGCCCGGGAGUUCAUCCUUAAGAUGUUUGUGGAUCUCAACCCUGACAGCGACAAAAUUAUCUACUCUCACUUCACGUGUGCCACAGAUACGGAAAACAUCCGUUUUGUCUUUGCUGCCGUCAAGGACACCAUCUUGCAGCUCAAUUUGAAGGAAUAUAACCUCGUCUGACCUUGAGUUGCCUGCCCUCUCCCCUCUCUCCCACCUCCUCGGGAGACCUUUUUGUCAUGAAGAAAGUAAGAUGAGAGAGAACCCCAUGAAUUAAAACAAAAUGUACAGGGAAAAAAACCAAAAUCUUAAUUUUUAAUGAUGUAAUGAUUGCAAAUUGUCUAAUCUGUGGAGUGGCAAGUUCUUUUUGCUCACUGUUUCCUUGGGACUCUCACGUCUGCCCCACAGAAUAGCUGAUUUAUUAUUAUUUUUAAACAAAUUUGCUUUUAUUUCACAGUUUAAGACAUCAACUGGGGGCACAAUUUGCACUGUUCUCUGGCACGUUGUUUAAUUUCCUGCUUUCUUGCCAAAUUGUCAAGGUGGCUCCAUCUUGGCCUUCAUCAUGUUGCAUUAGUUCUUUCUGUUCCAGUGGUAGAGAUCCCAGGCUUUCCAGCCAAGGUCACAUUUUCACUGGACUUGUGGGAUUCUGGUACUUUCCAUCUUGUGCCAUAGGGUUUCUUGGGUGUGAUUUGCUCACUGUGCCAGCUUUCUCCCCUGGGAAUGCCUCUUCCUGAAGGGGUCACUCCAGACUUGCUAAUAUCAUCUUGGUCUUGGGUGGAAUGGGCGCUCUCCCACAGUCACACAAAACAAGCCAUCUGUUCUCCCCACACACAGACACACACACACACCUCAUUCUUUGCACCAUUUCAGUCUAGAUUCUCAAUUGUGAAAGCUACAUGGAGAUUUAUUUUUUUUAAACAAAUUAUUCUAUACAUAGGUUGCUACAUAUGCUGUGUUUUUUGUUCAUAGAUUACAAACCAAGCAAUAGUUAAUGAGCCUGGGGAAGUGCCUGAUUGUGGUUUUUUUAAUUUUUAAGAAAAAAAAAGUAAGCUUACUUUAGCAAAAUCCUUACCCAGUGUGAGAUGCAAAGGUGUCCCAGGGGAUGAUGUCUCUUAGGCAGUGAAGCUAGAAUUGUGCUGCAGAUUUCGGUCCUGGCUCCAUCUCCUGCUUCCUGCCCAGUCUGUCCUAUUUUCAGGAAGGAGCAGCAGGUCUUCAGAAACUAUGAAAUCUCUGUGGUGCAGAAGCAAACUAUGAAAUCUCUGUGGUGCAGAAGCAAAAGGGAGCCAUUUUGAAUUUACAUUGCCAUGGCUUGCAUGAACAGAAGCUUCUGUCCCGCUCCCACCCCGCCUACUUUGGAAAACUUUGUCCUAGCAGAAGCGCUUGCACAGUUAUUUCUUCCAGGGCCCAGAGAGCGGCAUCUGUCAGGUUGAAUCCAGAUUCAGUGAAUCUGUUUUGGAAUGGUGGGGAAGUCACUGAGAUGGCAACAGCCGUGAAGCAUGCAGGAUAGAAAAGGCUCAUAAUCUGGACCCCUGGUGCCAAAUGGAUUCCUGUAAAAUGUGCUUGAAGCCAAAUAGGAGACAGUGCCAAAAACCUUCUGCUAAUCUGUUGGCAAGAUCCACUGCAGUUCUGCAAAAAAAAAAAAAAAAAAUCCUUGCGGAAGGAAUGGCAAGGCUCUUUCUACUUGCUCUUUAGGUUUGCAGCGUUUGGGUGGUAUUAAUGUGAUCCAAGGACAGUGAACAGUCAGUUUCCCAGAUGACCACUUGAGACUUUGUUUUCUUUCUUUUUUUAAAAAAAAAGCCUGCUGCUAAGGGUAUGCAUCAGAUACGCUUUUAUCUCAUGUAAAGCAACACUAGGUGAAUUUCUUUGCACAAGAUGCAUUUGGGAUGCCUCCCUCCCCCUUUUCCUUGGUACAUUUUGGAGACUUAACACUAAAAUCUAGGUUGGGGUGGGGGUGCCAUUGGCGGGUUUCGUGGGACACUACAGCAGCAAGCAGGCACAAGCCACACUGAGAAGGGGAUUCCUGGGGAUUUUGCACAUCUGGCAUGCCAUUGUGUUCUUAAAACGGUGAUGCUAGCGAGCAGGAAAACUUAAGACCUUCAAGAGGUCCUGUUAGGUCGAUGAAGAGAAGGAUGUGGAGCAGUUACUGCUGCUUGGUAGAAUAACCAACAUUCCAGAUAUAUGUUCUGAGUUUUUUUUUGGGGGGGGGGAUGAUGAAGGAGGGGGCUUCCUGCAGAGGCUUUGCACAGAUCAUGUUUCUGCCAAAAAUGACAUUCAUUCUGUUCUGUGGGAGAAGUUCUAUUCUAACAUGGUAUUACCUCCUGUCAGCAUCACUCUCCUGGAGUCCCUCCUGCUUCCUCCAUCUGCACAGUGCCCACUGCAGGCAUUGCACCUGUAGAGCCAGGAGCUGAAGAGCAGGCCGGACCUAUUUGCUUGAAGUGGCUAUGGUGUGGGCUCUCAGGCCUGACCCAGGUCUGGCACAUCGAUUCACUCUCAUUUGUUGAAUGAGCCACCAGCCCUCAGCAGAGGUGGACGUCUUACAGUUCUGAGUUGCCACUGCCUUGACACAGAAUGGGGAGAAGAUGGCCGUUUACUUGAGCACAUCUCAGCGAGUGGUUCUCUGUUUUCUAGGCCUCUUCACGUGUGUCGGCUUUUCCACUAGGUGGGUGUUUGCUCACACAGAAUAUCAAAUCCACCUUGGCUUUCCCUUCCUUGCUGUAGUGAUGGGAGCUGCUUAAGGGUUGAGGAGUCCUGGAAGCCAAGACACAGUAUUUUUGAAAUGUGUGUGGAGGAGCAUGGAGUUAAGGUGAGGGAAGCCAUCAGUUGGCCAAGUUGUGUUCAUGGUGCACUUUAAGGAACAAGAAAGCCCUGCUGAAGACACAGGAGUCUGCUCUCCAAACCUUCCCAGUCACCUCGUCAUGUGCAGGAAGAGGAUUGCAAAUGCAUCAUUCCACUUCCUUGCAGGACUUCAAAAUGAUUGGCCAAAAUAGUGAGCAGUUGCCCCCUCCCCUUUUGGACUUGUCUUCCCUUCCAUGGAAUUUAAUUCUUUUGUCUGUCAUUGCCUUCAAUUCUGUGUGUGUGCGUUUUUCUUACAUGUUUUUAUUACUACUUCGAAAAUGUGCUCUUGUUUGGCGUGUGCGCGCUGGCCAUUAAUUGUAUUGUGCUUCACAGAAACGAAGGUUGUUUUUUGAGCCCAGCGGAGGUUUAAGUCUGUAACUCAGUACUCCGUUUGUGUGCGUGUGUAUGUGUGCGUGCGUGGUUUUUUUAAGCGUUCUGGUUUGUGCCAAUAUCCUCCCUCCUUUCUUUCUUUAGAACCAGAGACUCUUUUACAAAAGUGCCAGUGUGGUGGAGAUUUUAUUUGGUUAUACUUGUAUAUUAUAAGAAAUCCUGAUUUAAAAGAGGAAGAAAAUAACCAUUUAAACAAUUAUCCUAUUUAAAGAAAGAAGGAAAAAAUACUAUAUAAAAUGCUGUUUUUAAAACCUUUUUUGUCAUUUUGAAACUGCAUGUGGUGUUAAUGCGUGGGGGGGGGGGGCGGGGGGUUCCGAAGGGUGUGGCCUGGGAUCAAGCUUUGCCCAUCUCCUUGUCUCUCUCUCCAGGAUGUGAGGCAGAAAUGGGGGUUCUUGGGGGGCUGCUGACCCUCAUUGUUAGAAGUACCUGAUGGAAAUCGAUUUUCAUAUCUUUCUCCUGAAAUAAAUUGUUUGAAAUUGGAAUAAAAUUUGUUCCUUAAAAAAA
Messenger RNA from Heteronotia binoei (common prickly gecko), 4694 nucleotides. RefSeq names its product G protein subunit alpha 11 (gene GNA11). The record is from RefSeq and is a predicted model, not a curated record. Gene Ontology annotation, cellular component: heterotrimeric G-protein complex. The transcript is spliced from 7 exons. Gene Ontology annotation, biological process: adenylate cyclase-modulating G protein-coupled receptor signaling pathway; action potential; phospholipase C-activating dopamine receptor signaling pathway. Bases 69 to 1148 code for a protein of 359 amino acids. Lineage: Eukaryota; Metazoa; Chordata; Lepidosauria; Squamata; Gekkonidae. Gene Ontology annotation, molecular function: G protein-coupled receptor binding; guanyl nucleotide binding; GTPase activity.